Myripristis murdjan (pinecone soldierfish) is the source of this 1904-nucleotide messenger RNA. RefSeq lists its product as uncharacterized. The record is from RefSeq and is a predicted model, not a curated record. The transcript is spliced from 10 exons. Bases 1 to 1743 code for a protein of 580 amino acids. NCBI's taxonomy places the organism in Eukaryota, Metazoa, Chordata, Actinopteri, Holocentriformes, Holocentridae.
AUGUUGCUGGCAGAAGCUGGAUGUGUGUUUGUGGCUUUGCUCCUGUGCCUCUCAGGAUUUCUGGGACAAGCAGUCGACAUCUGUGCACUGAAGGGCUCGUCUGUGGAUCUGCCCUGUUCAGAUACACAUCACACUUUAAACAAGCAAUGGUUUGCUAACCACAAGGAUGGUGACAAGUUUGUUACAAGAGAGCUCUCUGUAGUUGGAGAUCGUGUAACGUACAAUAACUCUGACUCCACUUUAAGAAUCAAUGACCUCAGGGAGAGCGAUGAAAAUACAUACUGCUGCAUGAACGCUACUGAGAAACCAGAAUGCCAUUUGUCAAAUGAAAUUUAUCUCCUUGUGACAGACCUCCAGGUCAAAGUAACUCCUGUCGCAGCAGCAGAGGGACAGAGAGUAACUCUGAUAUGUAGCACCAGCUGUCCUCUGACUGAAAACCCUGCAGCCUACAUCUGGUACAAGAAUGGAUUGUUUGUGUACCAGGACUCGUCUCCCUGGUACCAACAGCUGGUCAGCAGUGAGGAAGCAGUCAGCUACUCCUGUGCUGUCAAAGGCUACGAGGAUCUCAGAGCCCCUGAAGUCUCAGUGGAUUCUGUCACACCGACCUGCUUUAGUGUGACCUAUGCUGGAGGCAGAAUGUGUUCUUCUUAUCAGCGCUGCUCCAUCACAUAUCCCAGAGAGCUACAUGUUGAAGUGACUCCUGAUGCCACAACUGGACAGUUUGUCACGCUGACCUGUAACACCAGCUGUAAAUUGAUCGGCCCCAAACCAGGAUACCUCUGGUACACGAGUGGAUAUUAUCACAGUUAUGAUCACCAGGUUAAUGUUUCCAGAUCCUCUGAUGACAGCUACUACUGUGGUGCAACAGAUCAUGAGGAUCUCCGCUCUCCCUCAGUCUGUGCUGAUGGUCAAAACUGCUGGAGUGUGAAUUGUGUCAGCAGGAGAAUCUGUGCUCUGGAAGGCUCUUCAGUGGACAUUUCCUGUAAUUGCUCAUAUCCCCAUGAUAAGACAUCCCAACCUACAUAUUGGUAUAAAAAAACAACUGAAAUGAAAACUGGAAAGACAAAUACUGAAAUCUUGAACAAUGAUGCACCUCGUGUCGAGUAUCAUGACAACGCAGAGAACCACCACGUCCUGAGAAUCAAAAACUUGGCAGAAGGCGACUCAGCAGAAUACACAUUCAGAUUCCACAAUGAUGACGCAGGAUGGAAAUAUUCUGAUUUUCCUGGAGUAUCUUUAAUUGUGACAGGCCUGGAAGUGGUGGUGACCCCCUCUGCUGUGGUGACAGAGGACAAGAGAGUAACAUUGACCUGUAGCACCAGCUGUCCUCUGACUGACAACACCUACAUCUGGUACCACAACGGACGACCUCUGACCCCGGCAGAGGGCCAACACAAACAGCUGGUUCUAGACCCAGUCAGUGCUCAGCAUGCAGGAAAAUACUCCUGUGCUGUGAGGACCCACCAAAACAUCAAGUCCCCUGAGGAGACCCUCACUGUCAGAGGAAAAUCACAAGUGCAUGCAGUGAAUGCAGUCAGACUGAUGCUAGUGGCUCUGUGCCCAGUUGUUGUAUCUCUCCUCUACCUGUGGAUAAGGAAGAAGAAAUCUCUGACUUCAACCACUGAACCUAAAAACCCCACACAGGCCGGACAGCAGACAGACUCUGAGUACGAGAGCAUCUCCAUGAAUGCUGUCAUUGCAGCACAGAGGGAAUCAGUGGAGCAGCAGGAAGACAGUGUGUGAAGUGAAGGAGCUGUAGGUGUAAGCAAGGUGCUACACAGGGCAUGGAUGAACUUUCUGUCAUAUGUACUCUGUUUAUUUAACCCUAAUCAGGGGCAGUGGCUCUCAAUCUUUUUUGUUUGUGACAUUAAAAUAAACCAAUGCCUAUUCGGGACCCCCUGUCA